GCCGAGAUGACGCGGCUCCCGCUCGCCCAGGGGCCGAGCGGGCAGCCGCUGUGAGCAGAGCCAGCUCGAGCCCCGCGGGCGCGGAAGGUGUUGCGCAGCCACCACUGCCGCCGCCACUGUCUGCUCUUCGUCCCCCGGAGCCCACCCUCAUGCUUCCUCGGGCCAACUGAGCCCUGGCUGGGCAGAGCAAGGGCCUCUCUUGGCCGCCCGGCUCUGCUUCUCCCCCCGGCUUUCAUGGAUCUGAGGCUCCCCUUGCUGCUUCUGUGGUGGACUCUGACAGCGCCCCUGGCCCUCCUGGCCAGCGAGGGACUCAGCCAGCACAUCUACACCAACACCUGGGCUGUCCUGGUGCCUGCGGGUCUGCAGGAAGCCGAACGGAUGGCCAGGAAGCAUGGCUUCUGCAACCUGGGACCGAUUGUCGGGGACUAUUACCACUUCUACCACCGGGCUGUGGCAAAGCGGUCCCUCUCGCCACACUGGUCCUGGCACAGCUCCUUGUCCAGAGAGCCACAGGUGCUGUGGCUGGAGCAGCAAGUUGCCAAGCGCAGGACCAAGCGAGAUGCCUUCCUAGAGCCAACCGAUCCGAAGUUCCCACAGCAGUGGUACCUGUCCAACAGCAACCAGAGAGACCUGAAUGUGCAGGAGGCCUGGAAGCAGGGCUACACCGGCCGUGGGGUGGUGGUCUCGAUCUUGGACGAUGGCAUUGAGAAGAACCACCCUGAUCUGGAAGCCAAUUAUGACCCCGCUGCCAGCUUUGAUGUGAAUGACCAGGAUCCCGAUCCUCAGCCUCGCUACACACAAAUGAAUGACAACAGGCACGGCACUCGGUGUGCGGGUGAAGUGGCUGCUGUGGCCAACAACGGCAUCUGUGGUGUGGGUGUAGCCUACAAUGCCAAGAUAGGAGGCGUCCGUAUGCUGGAUGGGGAAGUGACGGAUGCCGUGGAAGCCCGCUCCUUGGGCCUGAACCCCGACCACAUUCACAUCUACAGUGCCAGCUGGGGCCCAGAAGAUGACGGCAAGACAGUGGAUGGCCCCGCCCACCUGGCCGAAGAGGCCUUUCACCGGGGUGUGAGCCAGGGCCGCAACGGGCUGGGCUCCAUCUUCGUCUGGGCCUCGGGGAACGGCGGCCGCGAACAUGACAGUUGCAACUGCGAUGGCUACACCAACAGCAUCUACACCCUCUCCAUCAGCAGCACCACACAGUACGGCAACGUGCCCUGGUACAGCGAGGCCUGCUCCUCCACGCUGGCCACCACCUACAGCAGCGGCAGUCAGAACGAGAAGCAGAUCGUGACAACCGACCUGUGGCAGAAAUGCACGGAGUCGCACACUGGAACUUCUGCUUCUGCGCCCCUGGCUGCUGGGAUCAUUGCCCUUGCUCUGGAAGCCAACAAGAACCUGACCUGGCGUGACAUGCAGCACCUUGUUGUGCGGACAUCCAAACCCGCUCACCUCAACACCAAUGACUGGGCCACCAAUGGGGUGGGACGCAAAGUCAGUCACUCCUAUGGCUACGGACUCCUGGACGCAGGUGCCAUGGUGGCUCUUGCCAAGAACUGGACCUCAGUGGGGCCUCAGCGGAAGUGCAUCAUCGACAUCCUCACAGAGCCUAAGGACAUCGGCAAGCACCUGGAGGUGCGCCAGAAGGUGGACGCCUGUUGGGGAAAGGCCAGCUAUGUGGCUCAACUCGAACAUGUCCAAGCCAGACUCACCCUCUCCUACAACCGCCGCGGAGACCUGGCCAUUCACCUGGUCAGCCCAGCGGGUACCCGCUCCACUCUGCUGGCUGCCAGGCCCCGGGACUAUUCUGCCGAUGGCUUCAAUGACUGGGCCUUCAUGACCACUCAUUCAUGGGAUGAAGACCCAGCUGGCGAAUGGGUGCUGGAAAUUGAGAACACGAGUGAAGCAAACAAUUACGGUACCCUCACAAAGUUUGUUCUGGUCCUGUACGGGACGGGCCCUGACCUCCCUGACCUCUCUGAGCAGUUUGAGAGCACUGGCUGCAAAACCCUGGUCCCCAACCAGGCCUGUGUGGUGUGUGAAGAAGGCUUCUACCUCCACCAGAAGACCUGCCUCAAGGCCUGUCCGCCUGCCUUCGCCCCAGCCCCCGGGCUGGCCGCCGUGGAGAACAGCCUCGACCCCCACCUGCUGCACCCCAGGCUGUGCGUGCCCUGCCACCCAUCCUGCGCCACCUGCCUUGGACCCUCGGCGGCCCAGUGCUUGUCCUGCCCUGCUCACGCCCAUUACAACAGCCAGGAGCACACCUGCUCUCAUCAGACGCAGAGCAGCCGGGCCUCCCCGCCUGGGGGGGCGGUCAUGGCCCUCACCAGCCUCCCCUCCAACCUGCCACUCCUGAUGGCGGGCCUGAGCUGUGCCUUCAUUGUCCUGGUGUUUGGCGCCAUCUUCCUGGUGCUGCAGCUUCGGUCGGGGCUGUGCCUGCGUGGGUACAAGGCGUGCUCUCUGGAGAGCGGCCACCUCAUCGCCUACAAAGGCCUGCCCUCAGACAUGUGGCAGGAUGGGCCAGAGGAGGAGGAGGGGGGUGGUGAGCGGACUGCCUUCAUCAGAGACCAAAGACUUUGACACGUCUGUGGCCCUGGCGAGGCGGGGGGGGCGGCUGGGGAAGCUGAGCCUCGGCCCCACUGCUCCCACCUGCUCCUGGGGCUGAGCCCCUCUGGUCUGUGGCUGGAUGCUGCUGGAGCCACCCUCUCCUGGUUUCAAUUCACCAAAGUUUUUUUAAAACUAAACCAGUCUGUCCUGUGGUGGGAAGGGGUGGCGUAGAGGUGGAGGCAUCUUCCUAGUUGGGAGAGGGCUGAGGCAGCAGGCGGAGCCUUCCUCUGCCUGGGGGGCUUCAGGCUCCCUUCUGCAGUCACAGCCAGGCAUUGCCUUCCUCCUCUUCCCACUGUGGCCAGGAGGGCACUGCCCUUGCCUCCUGGCCUCCUGCCUGAUCUGCCAUCCCCACCCCGCAGGGCACCUGAGCAGGGCUGUCGGGAACGAUGGCCGUGAGGCCACCUCCUUGCUUGGCGCAGCCGGGCUGCCCGCCCUCCCCCCCGCUGCGUGAGCCGGUUCUCCCAGGACCUGCGGUGAGGCGGCCAGCCAGCUGGCUUGCUCACCAGCCCUGCGCAGCUGCUCCCGGGAUCUGCCGAACGUUGCUGGAGCUUCCACCUUUCCUCACGUGCCUUCUUGCCCUUCCUCCUCUGGGAUGACAAUCCGUGCUGCCGGCCUUGGGGCCUGGGCCUGGCGUCUGCUCACUGGCCUCGGGAGCUGCCUGGUGGAGGUUGUUCGGUGGGGGCUGCCUGGGACACUUUUUCUAUAACUUUUUGGUGCACAAACAAUUUCUUGUAAUUUGAAGAAGGAGCCAAUUCCUGGGGCCAGUUUUUUUUUAAUUUAAUGGAUGUGGAUAUAACUCUAGAGAGAUUAAAGUUUAUUAAAUGUUGGAACUAUGCAAA
Messenger RNA from Candoia aspera, 3446 nucleotides. RefSeq names its product furin, paired basic amino acid cleaving enzyme (gene FURIN). Gene Ontology annotation, cellular component: trans-Golgi network; Golgi membrane. Gene Ontology annotation, molecular function: serine-type endopeptidase activity. The transcript is spliced from 16 exons. The record is from RefSeq and is a predicted model, not a curated record. The coding region runs from base 235 to 2580 and encodes 781 amino acids. NCBI's taxonomy places the organism in Eukaryota, Metazoa, Chordata, Lepidosauria, Squamata, Candoiidae. Gene Ontology annotation, biological process: peptide hormone processing.